CUGCAAACAACCCACCAGCCUGUAUUAUGCCCAUGGUAACAAAGCAGCAGAGCUUCUUUGACUACAGCCUCUGCAUAUGACCAGCUGGAGGUUUUUAAAUGUGACGUCACCACUUCGGUUAUUUCCACGGUCAUCUUUAACAAUACAACGCAACUCUCGAUGGCAUUGUGCAGCACUUUUCAUGCAAACGGCAUGUCCUCCCCUCCUCGGACGGUUUUGCAGAGUUAAAUGAUGCAGCUGCAGUAAUAAAUAGCAGCAGAGAGCAGGAAGAAAUGAGGAGGCAUUAGCAAAUGAGAUAAGCCUGGGUUGGACUUUAAAAAGACAUGCUGAAACAGAGCGAAAUGGCAGAUGUAAACCCCAAGAGGGCAUCUCAGUUCUUGCAAAAAUGUAUUAAGCCAGAGGACAACGGAGGGGACGCACAGCCCAAAGAGGAGGUACUAGAAGAGCCGUCUCUGCCUGUUAUAACUCAGUCCUACCCUCAGACAGUGCAAGAGGAAAUAUCGAUGGUGUUCAACACCUACAAUAUGGCAGCCAACCUCGGCCCAGCCUCCAGGAGGAAGAGGGAGAAAGGUGCAAAUCACGAUGGCACAAGCACCUCCCUCUAUGUUGACCGCCGCAAGUCCAAGGUGUGGAACUAUUACACCAAGCUGGGAGAUGCCUAUGUCGAGUGCAACGUGUGCAAGAAGCAGCUCUCCUUUCACAACAGCACCACUACCAUGCGGGAGCACCUGGUGAGGAAGCACAGCAUUCGCGACACUUUGCUCUCGCAGCUGAAGGAUGACCAGGCUUCCGAGUCUGACUGCAUGGCUCAGGAGAACAUGAUAAAGAGGUCCCGGCAGAUGACACCGGAAAACCACCUGUACCAUGCCGCGUCCUGCUCGGAACCAAGGACUGAUGUGAUUCUGGAACUGGUGCUUGAGAUGAUAUUUCGUGACCUCCAUCCUCUUUCCGUAGUGAAAGACAAGGGUUUUGGCCUCCUCAUCGGGUAUCUAGAGCCCAAUUUUACCCUCCCAUCUCCGAUUCAGCUCUCCAGCAUGCUGUGGCAUAGAUACAAUGUGGUGAAGCAGCACCUGGAGCGCUAUUUGCAAACAGCCCAGUCCAUAGUCAUCUGCGUGGAGUUCUGGGUGUCCCAGCCCAACCAGACAUACUUGACAAUCACGGCCAACUUCAUCGACGGGGAGUGGCGCCGGGCAAGAUGUAUCCUGGAAACCCAGCCAGUGCAUGACACUAAAGGGGAGGGCGAUUUAGGAGAGAAGCUCUACAGUAUCCUGACAGAGUUUGGGUUGUCGAACAAGUCCAUUUUCUGCGUGAUGCACGACAGCCUGCAAAACACAGUGCUGAAUUCGCAGCCGCUCAAGAGGGCUUAUGGCUGGACCAGCCUGUGCUGUGCUGCCCACACUCUGCACCUGUGUAUCAAGGCAGGGCUGGAGGUCGAGCAGGUGCAAGAGGCUCUGACUGCUGCCCGGGGCAUCGUGAGCUACUUCCAACAGGAUGCGAAAGCCACCUGCUCGCUGAACAGCAAGCUGGAAGCGAUCAACAAGACCAAGUUGAAGCUGGUGAUGGAUGUGGGUUCUCGCUGGAUAACUACCAUUGAGAUGUGCGAGAGCCUCCUGGACCUCAAAUGGGCGAUCAUGUCCCUGCUGGAAGAACAUCCCAAAGGGACGUUGGCGGUGCAGAACUUAGCUGACCACCAGUGGAAGCUCUUGCAGGACCUGGUGCCGGUCAUGAGGACGAUUAAGAUCGCCACAUCAUUCUUGCGUGAGGAGCAGAACAUCUCCAUCUCUUCUCUGAUGCCUUGCAUCCACGGUAUCGUCGCUGCCAUUGGGCAGCAGUUAGAAGAGUCCAGCGAUGUCAUCAAGAUGGUGGUAGGCAAUAUAAGGUCAGAGUUGAUGCAGCGCUGGAGUAUAUCAGAGGAUGAGAAGGUGCUGGAAAGCCCUGCGAUUAUUGCCUCAUUUCUAGACCCUCGUUUCAAGGAGAUGAGGUUCCUGAGUCCCAACCUGAGGAGCGAGCUGCAUAAGAGAGUCAAAAAUAUGCUGUCGGAGGUCUUCAACCACCAGUCCCCGCCUUCUACCCAGUUCUGGGUGCCGAACUCAGAUUACAAAGCAGAGGUAGGAGAAGCAGGGGGCCAGCUGUCUGCUCAUAAAGACAGAGGCCCAAAUAGCCAGUCCCAGAGCAUGUAUGACAUCCUUUUGGGAAAAGAUCCAACGGAGAGCAUGCCUGAAAUCCAUCAGCAACUGGAGAACUACAUCGUGGAACCUCUCUGCAAACGCAGCACCAACCCACUGGACUGGUGGAAAACCAAUGAGCACCGCUUCCCCGCUGUGGCGAGAUUAGGCAGGCAGUACCUUGCCAUACCAGCCACUGUUGUGCUGCCAGACCAGGCCUUUGCUGCCAACGAGAGCACCCUGGAGCAUCGGAGAGCAGUCCUCACUCCUGAAAAUCUGGACCAAAUUCUGUUCUUGCACCAAAAUUUUGAUUUUUUAGAAUCAAUGAGAAACAGUAAUGAGAUGCGGGGCAGAAAUCUGCAUGCCCAGUAUUAAAAUGCAGUGGGGUGGGGCUGAGUACAGAGGUGAUGUGUAACAGUGUUUAACGCUUCCCUACCUUCUUGGUGGGAUUUUGGAAAGGUGUCUGCCUAACUUCAUUCCCAUUGAAAUUAUCCUUUGAUGUCAAUAGAAGCAGAGUUAAGCCAAUGCUGAGUGUUUUCAAAAUCCUCCCUACAUGUACAACACUGGUUUUGUAACCACUUUGUGAUAGUUUCAUCCAACUCAAAUACAAUAUAAUUCCAGAGCGGAAAGAAAAUGUUAAGUUCUACCAAUUUGGACUUCUUAGCAUCACCUCUGAAUUUGGCCCUAGGGCGUGCUCGUAAAAUCCUAAAGGAUAUACAAAUUCUCAUUGUAGCAACCUUUUUACAAAACAAAGGUCAAAUAUAUUAAUAUAUGUAAAUGUUAAGACUGUUCACUGCUGCAUGGAUCCUACUACUACAUCGUCAAAAUCUGUGAGUUUUUAUGAAACAGGCCACUGUCCACUAUUUUGAGAUGUUAUUUAAGUUGCACUGAUGUUAAAAGUUUCAGUCCUCAGAGCUACUCUCCUCUUCACCAACAGGUUGGUCCUGAUAACAGAGAGAAGCAGAUGGAAUUUGUUCACUUAGGGCAGCCCUGAACACAUCAUCCAUUGGGUCACUAGACUGGAAGACAGAUCCUGGCUGUUGCCAGUUUUCAGAGGGUGCAUGGCUUGGUUGAGAGGAGAGAGAGCAGAAACCCCCCCAGAAGUGCCACAUAAAGGGCCAGCGCCUCAGCGGGUACAACACAUCAAUGGAGCUUUGCCAAUUUACAUCAGCUGAUGACCUGGCCCAUAAACUUGAUUCUUCACUCACACACCAGUUUUAAAGCCAUGUAACUCUAUCUUCAGUGGAGAUACUCCUGACUUACACUGGUCUAAGCGGCUGAAGAAUUGGAUCAUAGUAAUUUUGCAUCGGUUUAAUUAAAGUCGGGUUUAAACUGCUUCAAGCCCCUGCGUGGACACUCUUAAUUGAGUUUAAACUGGUUUAUAUCAAUUUAACUUGCGUUGGUAAAUUUACAGGCACAAGUUAAAUCAAUACGACCAGUUUUAAAUCAGCGCAAGGGUAUCCACAGGGUUUGCACCUGUUUAACUAAACUGGUUUUUAACCUUUUUUUAGUUAAACCAGUGAAACUUCUGUGUGUAGACAAGGCUUGGGUGAGUGACAGGCUUCAAAGUGAAGAGCACCUUGAGAUGAAUGGAGGCAAGCCAUGCCAAUGCACUGUUCGAGGCCUUCUGUUUGCACGCUCAGAAGACAGCUGGUCAUAUUUUAAAGGUUUCCUUUGCAGUUGUAAGGCUAGAAAGCUUUCUUUCAUUGUAGCAGGGUGGUCACCCUGCUCCUGACCUGAAGGGCUCAAAACAGCCCAUGGAGAGGGCUGUAGCGGGGGAAAAGCUAGGCUGAUUGGGGAAGCAGCCGCAGCUGGGGCCACGCCCCAAUCAGGCCACAGCUGGCCCUAUAAGAGGGCUGAGGGCCAGCGAGUGAAAUACAAACACUCUCUCAAGGACCUGGCUGCCUGGGAAGCUGAGGCGGGUACUUAGGGUGCAGCAGUGCUGGGGAAGGGCAGACGGAGCUGGGGAGCUCCAGCCUAGCAAAGCCCCAGGCUGCAGGCCGAGUUAAGGGCCCACAAGGGUACUAGGGCUGCAGAGGGGCGGCCCAGAGAUAGGCAGAGGCAGCAGGUCCAACCCCCCUUUGCCGAUGAUGGUUUACAGACUGCAAUCCACCCCAGUGAGCAGGGGCUAGAUGGUGACUGGCAAUAGCCACUGAGGCAAGGCUGGGAUAGGGCUUUGGGGGUCCCCCUAGGCAGAUUGUGGGUUGCUGCAGUGGGCAGAACCCCAACAAAGAGCACUGGGCUCCAGGAGGGACACGGGGGCCAGCGGCAGGCGAGACAUCAGCUGGCAGAGGGCGCUCCGGAGCUGGAAAAGAGCUAAUUUCCUGGACAACCAGCAGGAGGCGCUGCGCUGGUGAGUCUUUGCCCCGCCACAUUCAUCUUUAACCUUUUUUAAAAAAAUAACACCUUAAAUUCUGCAGAAGCUAAUGGGCAAACUCCCAGGGAAACUGUCCUACUUGCCAGGGGUGAGUCUGUUUGUCAAGCCCUUGACCUGAACAUUGCUGCUUUAGUAAGAGGCUCUACAAGAGCAUUUUGACUAGUGUGAGGAAGGAUUUCAUCAUUCGGCCUCGCAAAACAGCCACCAACCCAACAACAAAAUCUGUUUUCCAGUUCUCACAUAAUGAUGGGGGGGGGGAACCCAAGUUAUAUUUGACUUGCUGUCCAAGCAAAAGAAAUCCAAUAACAAUUCAACUUUGCAGUUUUGCAAGACUGUAUUGCUUCUGCAAACAAAGGGAUAGACAAAACCGGUGCAAUAAUUUACGACCCGCUAUGGUGCUUUAAAAUAUGCUGGGAUAUUAACAGUGUGACUGCUAGACAGCUGAUAAGAUUUAUGACAGAUCAAACAGACGGUUAGUUCCGUUGCCGGAUCUUUUGCUGCUCUCAUCACUGUAGUAUCUGAGUGUCUUCCAGUGAUAAAAUAAACAAGGGACUGACAUGUCAUGAUGUGUGGCUUUCAUUCCACUACUCUCCCCUGGGGGAAAACUGCAUGUGACUAAAAAUAAAAGGAAGAAAGGCUGA
Molecule: messenger RNA, 5183 nt
Organism: Malaclemys terrapin pileata
Lineage: Eukaryota; Metazoa; Chordata; Testudines; Emydidae
Product: E3 SUMO-protein ligase ZBED1-like
Exons: 4
Coding region: 324-2540 (738 amino acids)
Molecular function (GO): protein dimerization activity; DNA binding
Source: RefSeq, a predicted model, not a curated record